AUGCCAGGUUUUAUGAUUAAAACAGGUGCUCGCACCAACGCCACCGUGCCACCCGAGCCGGUGGAGAUAAUCCGGAGCAAGGCGGGCUCACGCCGCGUACGCCUAAACGUGGGUGGCCUCCUUCACGAGGUGCUAUGGAGGACGCUGGAUCGGCUGCCCCGCACACGUCUAGGCAAGCUACGUGACUGCAACACGCACGAAUCCAUCAUGGAGGUGUGUGAUGAUUACAACCUAGAGGACAACGAGUUCUUUUUUGACAGGCACCCUGGUGCAUUUACGUCUAUCCUGAAUUUUUACCGUACGGGUAAGCUGCACAUGAUGGAGGAGAUGUGCGCUCUCUCAUUCAGCCAGGAACUUGACUUCUGGGGCAUCGACGAGAUCUACCUGGAGUCGUGCUGCCAGGCACGUUAUCAUCAGAAGAAGGAGCAGAUGAACGAGGAACUGAAGCGGGAGGCAGAGACAAUGCGUGAACGAGAGGGCGAGGAAUUCGACAACACAUGCUGCACAGAGAAGCGCAUGAAACUUUGGGAUCUGUUGGAGAAGCCAAGCUCAUCUAUGGCAGCAAAGGUUUUGGCCAUCAUCUCAAUCCUGUUCAUUGUGCUGUCCACCAUUGCCCUGUCUCUCAACACCCUCCCGGAGCUACAGGACAUAGACGAGUUUGGGCAAUCAACAGACAACCCUCAGCUGGCUCAUGUAGAAGCAGUCUGCAUUGCUUGGUUUACCAUGGAAUACCUUCUUCGCUUCCUGUCCUCACCCAAUAAAUGGAAGUUUUUUAAAGGCCCCCUCAAUGUCAUCGACCUGCUAGCCAUUCUUCCAUACUAUGUCACCAUAUUUCUGACUGAGUCUAACAAGAGUGUGCUGCAGUUUCAGAAUGUACGUCGAGUGGUACAGAUCUUUCGGAUUAUGCGAAUUUUAAGAAUUCUCAAACUGGCUCGCCACUCAACCGGGCUGCAGUCACUGGGAUUCACAUUACGGCGCAGUUACAAUGAGCUCGGAUUGCUAAUCCUCUUCUUAGCCAUGGGCAUCAUGAUCUUUUCUAGUUUGGUCUUCUUUGCAGAAAAAGAUGAAGAAGAUACAAAAUUCAAGAGCAUCCCAGCUUCUUUCUGGUGGGCUACUAUUACCAUGACAACUGUGGGUUAUGGAGACAUUUACCCCAAAACUUUAUUAGGCAAGAUUGUCGGUGGUCUCUGUUGCAUUGCAGGAGUGCUUGUCAUUGCCCUGCCUAUACCUAUAAUAGUGAACAACUUCUCUGAGUUCUAUAAGGAGCAAAAGAGGCAAGAGAAAGCCGUCAAAAGACGUGAGGCUCUGGAGCGAGCUAAAAGAAAUGGCAGCAUAGUGUCUAUGAACAUAAAGGAUGCUUUUGUUCGAAAUGCAGAGCUUAUGGAUGUAGUAGUGAUGGAGAAAACAGAGGAAAACACGUCGAAAAAAGAUAAAGUUCAAGACAACUGUAACGUAUCACCCUCACGCUGGAAAUGGACACCCAAGCGGAUCAUCUCAGAAACCGGUUCCAACAAAUCGCUCACAGAACAGGUACAAGAAUCUCCAGUUAGAGCCAUCAGCCCGAGCAGUCCACAACACCUUAAUGUUCAGAAGCUAGAGGAGAUGUACUGCAAGAUGGCCAAGACUCAGUCCCAGCCCAACCUGAACAGUAAAGAAGGUCAGUCCAAAUUAGUGAAGAGAAGGGAUGAAAUGGAAAUGAGGAGCAUCCCGGUUCACCAAGCUCGCACAACAACAGAAGGCAUAAUGGAUAUAAGAAGCAUGUCCAGCAUAGACAGCUUUAUGAGCUGUGCUACAGACUUUUUGGAGGGGUCAAGAUUCUCACAAAUCUCAAACCAACCAAGCAGAGUCAGUGUCAAUCCAGGACUUGAGACAACCCUUGAGCAUGAGUCCAUGAAAAACCCUGUUGGUCCACCCAAACCUGGACGAACAUUAUUCUCUGAUAGUCCCCAUGGUCUUCGCAUCAACAACCCUCUUAAGACAAGAUCUCUCAAGGUCAACUUCUUAAAAGGAGAAAACACAGGCUGUAGCGCAAUUUCAGCUCAAGGAGAAGACAUCUCUGCCCUCUCAGAAAGCUCUAUCGUAUCUGAUCGCUCAAUUCUGAGCCCGGAAGUGUCUGUCUAUACUACUGCCAGCAGCCAUUCUCCACCCAAAUCUCCUGAGAAACUUGUACCGACUGUUUUUACAUUUCACGAUGCAUCAGUCAGCAAGUUCAUUGAUGCAGAUACGGAUGAUGAUGACCACCUUCACGAUGGCCCAGGUUUAAGUCCUUCAGCACGUCUGUUAGGUAACGCAAGCCCCAAGCUCUGCAACAGCUCUUACCAAAGAGGAGCGAACCACCUUGAUUUGUCACAGAGGGUCUUGGGCCAAAACAGUCUGUUCUCUUUGGAGGGACGAUCAAGGGGUGGACUUGAGAACCACAUGAUUUCAGGAGACAGAGAGAGUUCUAAAGCAAAUAAAAAUAAUUAAGCAUGGAAUGUAGCCUGUAGCAACUGGAAUUAUGAAUGGUGGCUAGAACUCUAAUGGUGGUAACACAGCUAACUCUAAAUCUGAGCAAAACCACUAGAGCUGCCAUGAUUUACAUGGAUUUUGAAAACUCA
Trichomycterus rosablanca is the source of this 2597-nucleotide messenger RNA. RefSeq names its product potassium voltage-gated channel subfamily B member 1-like. The record is from RefSeq and is a predicted model, not a curated record. Gene Ontology annotation, biological process: potassium ion transmembrane transport; protein homooligomerization. Bases 1 to 2466 code for a protein of 821 amino acids. The transcript has 3 exons. Gene Ontology annotation, cellular component: membrane; voltage-gated potassium channel complex. Gene Ontology annotation, molecular function: protein binding; delayed rectifier potassium channel activity. NCBI's taxonomy places the organism in Eukaryota, Metazoa, Chordata, Actinopteri, Siluriformes, Trichomycteridae.